This is a messenger RNA of Glarea lozoyensis ATCC 20868, 1206 nucleotides long. Its product is annotated as PLP-dependent transferase. Gene Ontology annotation, cellular component: cytosol. NCBI's taxonomy places the organism in Eukaryota, Fungi, Ascomycota, Leotiomycetes, Helotiales, Helotiaceae. The record is from RefSeq and is a predicted model, not a curated record. Gene Ontology annotation, biological process: glycine biosynthetic process; L-threonine catabolic process. The transcript is spliced from 2 exons. Gene Ontology annotation, molecular function: L-allo-threonine aldolase activity. Bases 1 to 1206 code for a protein of 401 amino acids.
AUGUCGUUGGCAGAGGCACACGAAGAGACGAAGGGUUUGAGUGGCACGUCAGAUCUUGCUCCAACGCAAGAGCAGCACAAAAGAAUCAAUGCCUGGUCUGGUCCUGGCCCAGCCGCCUUCGAUUUCCGGAGUGAUGUUGUGACAACACCCACACCGUCCAUGCUGAAGGCGAUUUCAAACACCUCCCUCCUCGACGAUGUCUUCAUGGAAGAUCCUACCACGAACGAUCUCGAAUCAUACAUGGCCGAGCGAACCGAGCAAGAAGCAGGUCUUUUCGUCCUGUCAGGGACCAUGGGAAACCAGCUUGCUCUGCGAUCACACCUGACGCAACCCCCUCACUCGGUGCUGUGCGACUAUCGGGCGCAUAUUUUAGUCUGGGAGGCUGGCGGGGUGGCCACUUUGUCAGGCGCAUUAGUGAACGGAGUUGUGCCAAAGAAUGGAGUUUACUUGACAUUGGAAGAUAUCAAGGAGAACGUCGUUCUUGGAGACGAUGUUCAUGCUGCACCGACAAGGGUGAUAUCCCUUGAGAACACUCUUGGGGGUACCAUCAUGCCAUUAGAGGAAGUGAGAAAGAUAUCCGCCUUUGCAAAGGAACAUGAUAUCAAACUGCAUCUUGAUGGCGCUAGAAUCUGGGAAGCCGUUGUGGCAGGUGCUGGCUCACUCCCAGAUUACUGCAAAGAAUUUGACAGUGUCAGUCUUUGCUUCUCAAAGGGUCUUGGAGCUCCUGUUGGAAGUGUCCUUGUCGGCAGUAAGAAGCUGAUCAAGCAAGCCCGAUGGGUUAGGAAGAGUAUUGGUGGUGGCCUAAGACAACCAGGCGUGGUUACCGCAGCCGCUCGGGUCGCGGUAGACGAAACUUUUGGCAAGUCUCCAAAUGGUGAAGAUGGCAUUCUAAAAAAGAGCCACGGAACCGCAAAGAGAAUUGCAGAGAUUUGGACCCGUCUCGGUGGUAAGCUGGCACAACCGACCGAAACAAAUAUGGUGUGGUUUGAUCUCCGUGAUGCCAAUUGCUCCGGCAAUGGUUUCGUGGAGAUUGGGAAGCAGCAUGGGCUCCGACUACUUGCUGGUGGGCGGUUGGUUGUCCAUUACCAGAUCAGUAAUGAAGCAGUUCAAAAGCUUGAGCUUGCGUUGAAGGACAUUGUAGCCAAGAAAGGCCAGAACGGCCAUACAGAUAUUGCAGCCAAAGUUGGCGAGAAAGCAUAUAGAUGA